Messenger RNA from Glossina fuscipes, 1707 nucleotides. RefSeq names its product bridging integrator 2-like. Gene Ontology annotation, molecular function: protein binding; phospholipid binding. Gene Ontology annotation, cellular component: cytoplasm; plasma membrane. The annotation marks the transcript as partial. The record is from RefSeq and is a predicted model, not a curated record. The transcript is spliced from 6 exons. NCBI's taxonomy places the organism in Eukaryota, Metazoa, Arthropoda, Insecta, Diptera, Glossinidae.
UCUUUGCAGCUUUUACAAAAUUUGGGUAAAGUUGAUAGAACAGCAGAUGAAAUAUUUGAUGAUCACUUGAACAAUUUCAAUCGUCAACAACAAAAUGCCAAUAGAUUACAAAAAGAAUUCAAUAAUUACAUUAGAUGUAUACGAGCUGCUCAAGCUGCUUCUAAGAGCUUAAUGGAGGCCGUUUGCGAAAUUUAUGAACCUCAAUGGACCGGUUACGAUGCCUUACAAGCUCAAGUGUCUGCCUCGGAGUCGCUAUGGCAAGACUUUUCACACAAACUAGCCGAUCAAGUUUUAAUACCAUUGAACACCUAUACCGGACAAUUUCCAGAAAUGAAGAAAAAAGUCGAUAAACGUAAUCGUAAACUGAUUGACUAUGAUGGUCAACGUCAUUCGUUCCAAAAUCUACAGGCUAAUGCCAAUAAACGUAAAGAUGAUGUCAAAUUGACAAAGGGUCGCGAACAAUUGGAGGAAGCUCGUCGCACUUAUGAAUUAAUGAAUACUGAAUUGCAUGACGAGUUGCCCGCUUUAUACGACUCAAGAAUAUUAUUUUUGGUUACUAACUUGCAAACUCUCUUUGCCACAGAGCAAGUUUUUCAUAAUGAAACAUCGAAAAUAUUCUCGGAAUUAGAAGCCAUUGUCGAUAAAUUGGCUACCGAAUCACAACGUGGCUCCAAUACGCUUAGAAAGCAAACAUCGAACGUUCUCAAAGGAACCACAGGUCCCAUACAAACGCCAGUAAAACAAUUGAAUAAUGCCAACAUUACCAAUAGUAAUCAAUACCAAAAUCAAAUAACAGCCAAUGGCACCAGCAACAAUCCACCAUCUCCGAGCUCUUCAGCAUUAGGACAACGACUUGAUCAUGAAGGUUCCCCGACACCACCACCACCGGAUACAACGCAACCCAUUGCCGGAGAAAUAGCGGUAGCGAAAGCAGAUUCAUCGUCACCAGUAAUACACAGCCGUACAAGUACGCCAAGUACAAAAAUGCUGGCAACCGAUACGGUUCUGGGCAACAGCGUAAUAGAAAACGAUGUAGGGGACAACAAUGCAACAACAAACGAUCCCGAAAAGUUGCUUAGUCAAAACGUCAUCUCAUCAUCAACAACAAUAGGAACAAUUGCUAUAUCAAAGGAAGCAUCAAAAGAUGCAGACAUUGUUGCUGCAUCGGUCAGCGCUUCUCCUACCAUCAAUCAUGCCGCCCCAAUUAAUGAACUUAGCGCAACAAUUGCCCUUAAAGAGAAAUCGCCAUCUAAUGGUACAAAAUUGCACAAAGUCAAAAAUGACCUUAAUCUGAGUAAUGUUAAUUCAACGAUGGCAACAACAACAAUAACCACAUUAGCAACAAUAACAGCAACAACAUCAAAAGUCUCAACCGGAACGUCAAAUACAGUGUCUGUAGGAACAACAGCUUCUCUUAGCAGUAUCUCAUCAUUCGAGCUCAAUCUUAACGGUAAUAGCAAUAAACAAACAACAAAUGGCGAGAAUUGUUUAGUUACUACCACAAAUAGCAACAACAACAUGACUAGCACCGCCACCGCCACCGCCACCACCACUACCACCACCACUACCAUCACCAAUAACAACACCACCACUAAUGGCAAUAAAGAUACAGAUGCCAAUGCCAUUACCACGACAAGCACCACCAUAGAUGAUUCGAAUAAACAACAGCAACAAUUAGGUAAAAAAUUAUAGAAAUAUACUUAAAAU